Molecule: messenger RNA, 1248 nt
Organism: Cariama cristata (Red-legged seriema)
Lineage: Eukaryota; Metazoa; Chordata; Aves; Cariamiformes; Cariamidae
Product: E3 ubiquitin-protein ligase RNF135-like
Biological process (GO): regulation of innate immune response
Cellular component (GO): cytoplasm
Molecular function (GO): protein binding; ribonucleoprotein complex binding; ubiquitin-protein transferase activity
Source: RefSeq, a predicted model, not a curated record
UGCCGGGAAGGCUUCGAGCUGAAGGACCUGCGGCCCGACCCGGAGCUGGCCGCUUUGGUCAAUUUAACCCAGCAGGAGGUAACGGAAGGAGAGUUGGAAACGCAGGAUGAACCGAAACGCUCCGGACUUGUUUGCAACGACGGGAGCUCGGCGGGGCGGCGACCUGGGGAGAAGGAGGAAGAGAUAUGGGACAUCUCCAAGCAACUAGAAAUGACUGCAGAGACCAUCCACCUCUUGAGGAAAGAUCUCACUACAACAAAGGAAUAUACCUCUCAGAUCAAAAGCCAGAUUACUAAAGAUUUCUGUUGCAUGAAGGAAUAUGUUGAAAGACAGGAGAGAAACACACUGAUGUUCAUUGAACAAAAGCAAAACGCAGCUCAACAGAAAAUUGAAGAGACUAUUCACCAGCUCUGUUUUGAAGUGAACAAGCUCACAGACAUCAAAGCCCAAAUGAGUAACUUACCUGAGGGACAUAGGUACAAAGACUCACCUUCAACAAUGAAUAAAAUUGCACUUGUUGAGAAGCUUAAUGUUGUUAAAAGUGCUGUAGAAGAUCUUAAGAGAAAGUUGGAAAUUUUACUUUUGGAGAAAUAUGCUCGGCAGUUCCCACCAGGGCAACCUCCAGACUUACAUCAGGAAUGUGUCUGCUCAUUAUCUCCAGAGUCUGCAGCUAAAAAUCCAGAACCAAUUAUUUCAAGCCAGUUUUCUCAGUGGGCAGAUGAUGUGACUUUUGAUCUCACAAGAGUAUAUGAGUGCUUCGCAAUCACAGCCCAGAACAGGAAAGUAAUGGUUUUCAGCUGCCCAACUGAUUAUGAACCAUUGUCCAACAGAUGCUGCAUCAGCCAAGCGAUGUGUUCACAGAGCUUCUCUACUGGGUGCCACUGCUGGUAAGUAAUUACCAAGGACAGUGAUGGAUGGGCUGUUGGAGUUGCUCAUGAAAUGAUUGGUAAAAGGGAUAAAUUAGGAAGAACAGAGCAUUCCUGGUGUGUAGAAUGGCUAGGUCCCAAAAAGCAUCUGUCAGCAUGGCAUAGGGAUCAAGAAACACUAUUACACAAGGAUAAACCAUUGAAGGUUGGAGUUUUCCUGGAGCUACAAAAGAAGACAGUGUCAUUUUACUCCAUCACUGACAAAGAAAUGCUUUUGCAUACUUUUGAAAUCAGUACGUCAAAUCCUCUUUACCCUGCUUUCUGGCUAUACAGUCUAGAAAGAAAUGGAUAUAUAACUGUAAGUCACACAAACAGGAGAUGA